Messenger RNA from Perca fluviatilis (European perch), 1612 nucleotides. RefSeq names its product glycoprotein (transmembrane) nmb (gene gpnmb). Gene Ontology annotation, biological process: cell adhesion. Lineage: Eukaryota; Metazoa; Chordata; Actinopteri; Perciformes; Percidae. The transcript is spliced from 9 exons. Bases 143 to 1573 code for a protein of 476 amino acids. The record is from RefSeq and is a predicted model, not a curated record. Gene Ontology annotation, molecular function: integrin binding.
CAGGACAAGCAGGGGGGAAGUACUGGGAGAACUGGACGAGCAGAGAGAGGGACAAGCUGUGUCGGUGAACACCUUAUUAUUCGAUAUUUUGGGAGUUUUUAGAAAAUAUAUUGAUCACAAUUCUCCCUGCUGAGGAGGGGAAAUGGAAGCCUUCCGAUACGUUUUUCUGCUGGUUUGGGCUUGCUUUAUUUUUCAAGCAGAUGGACGCAAAACAUAUGGCGACAUGUUCUCCCACAAACAUGCAGUAGCAGGGAAGUUACCAUUUCCAAUUCCACCAAUCCCUGGCUGGGAUCCUGACACCAACCCAUGGGAUGAUUACCUCUACCCUCCACUAAACCCAAAGCCAAACGAGCUCAUGCACCACAAAGGUAAACCCAAGGUUCGUCUGACCAGCGACAGUCCGGCUCUUAACGGCUCUUGCAUCUCCUUCACUGCAAAGCUGGAGUACCCACCAUGCCAGAAGGAGGAUACCAGUGGGAACAUCGUAUGGGAUGAGCACUGUGAAGAUGGUAUGGAGCUUGAGGCCUCAGCUAAUGGACAGGUGCGUUCUGGCUACGUGUACACCUGGACUUCCUGGUUGGAUGACUAUGGCUUUGGAAAGUGUACAGACUUGACAAAAUGCAAUGUGUUUCCCGAUGGGAAGCCCUUCCCUCAGAGCAACGACUGGAGCCGCAAGAGCUAUGUCUACGUGUGGCACGCAAUGGGCCAGUACUACGAGACAUGUGACGGCUCCUCUUCCAGUUUGACCAUCAACACCACCAAGAUCCCUCUGGGGGCAGAGGUCAUGGAGGUUAUGGUCUACAAGAAACGUGAGCGCAGGAAGUACAGCCCCCUCACCACUGACAACACCGUCUUCUACGUCACAGAUAAGAUCCCAGUGGCAGUCAAAAUCUCCCAGAAGUCUGCGGUCAACCAGUCUCAGAAUGUUUUCUUUCGUGGUGAGGACGUGGUCUUCAAAGUCCAGCUCCAUGACCCCAGCGGCUACCUCAAAACCGCAGCCGCAAUUGACUACAUCUGGGACUUUAGAGAUGGUAACCAGCUGGUGACACACCGCGAAGUGACCACACACAGCUAUAGCGCACUGGGGAGCAUGAGUGUGAAGUUGGUGGUGGAGGCAGCGUUCCCUGUAGAGUGUCCGCCAACCUCUGCCACCCCGACUCAGAGGACCUCCACGUCUCCACCUCCCACAGAGGCUCCCACACCUCCACCCGGUACUCAUGCUGGGACAGUCAAGAUGGAAACCACUCACAUGCCACCCACUACCAGCCAGCCCCUUCCCUCCUCCUCGUCCAUUGCCGUGACAACAGGCAUGCCCACAACGGAGCCCCUUCCCCCUACUGUUGCCAAUGCGACCCCAGAGUCCAACCCUACCGCCCUGGCCUGGCUCCGCACCAAACGCUUCAACAGCAACGAGUGCUACCGCUACGCCUAUGGGACCUUCAUGGGUAACAUCACCAUUAUUGAGCCCAAACACGCACUAAACAGCCAGUCAAACAGUCGCAUUGUGGAUGUGUCGGUUGCCAGAGUGACCAACACGGAUAUCAGCUUCCUGGUGAAAUGUCUGGGCAAGUGAGUAUAUAACUGUUUCAUUACCAAUUGACUGAAGUUUAUA